CUUGACCUUGUUUUGUCCAACUCCACGCUUCUAAUCUCCCCAUCUUUCCACACUCGCUUUCAAUCAAACAGACCUUCCUUCUUUCUUCUUCGUGGUCAGGAACGCGAAAUAGUUACAGCCCUUCAUAUCUCUAAUCAAUCGUUUUGAAAACGUGCUUCUGGGGAGCCGUUUGUGAAUCGGUUGAAAGAUUAUCGUCGAGCAGCAGAUUACUCUCGCUUGCAUCUCCUGCCGCCGAAGGGGUGUAGUAAACCAACCACCUUCUUAUCAACCAACUUUCUUCGAACCGCCCAGACCGACGACCAUCCCGCCUCGAUCCACAUCAAUCGACGACGACAACAAUCUAUGCGAUCGUCUAUCUAGAGAGAAGCAUUUCCAGCCGCUCCUCUCAGGGCAUCAUCAUCCCAUCCGUACAGGUUCAAUCGGACCGCAAAGUCAAUUCGGCAACAUCGGAUCGAACUAGCGACGAAUUUCGACAUUGAGAAAUAGAAAGGGGCUACUGGAUUUUUGAGGGGCCGACCAUCACCCUAUAGCGAUCAUGCUACCAUUAUUAUCGAAGGCAUCAUGCCUUCUUCCGACGCUGCUCACUGUGGCAUCCUUCCUGGCGCCUGUAGUUGCGGACCAGCCGAUAUUGAAGUCGACGUCGCUUUACCCAUGUGCGGAUAACUCUGGGUUCAGUGCCAGUCUCUUCACCGUUCAGUUCACGCCCGAGAACAACUCGGUCCUCGUUGAAGCAGCCUUUGUGUCUUCGAUUGAGGGCAAGGUCAUUUUCGACGCUCAAGUCUCGGCCUACGGAUACACGUUCCUGUCCCAGAAACUGGACCCUUGCGAUAAAGACUCACCACUGAAGGGAUUAUGUCCGAUGACUGCUGGAAAGAUUCCUAUGCCAAAAUUCACCCUCGACGUGCCCGCAUCAGCAACAAAGCAGAUUCCCUCAAUCGCCUUCAACUUCCCCGACCUCGAUGCCAAAGUCAAGAUCCUGAUCAGCUACGCCGACGGCGCCAACAAGGGCAAGCAGGUGGCGUGUGUACAGGCCGAAUUCCAGAACGGAAAGACAGUAGAUCUUCUCGGAAUCAAGUGGGCAACUGCCAUCGUUGCUGGUCUUGCUUUGCUAGCCUCGGCCGUUAUCAACGGUCUGGGCCAUUCAAACGCAGCCUCGCACGUCGCUGCCAAUGCACUGUCGCUCUUUGGUUACUUCCAAGCCCAGGCCAUGAUUGGCAUGACGGGUGUGACUUUGCCCCCUAUUGUUCGCGCCUGGACUCAGAACUUCCAGUGGACCAUGGGUAUCAUCCGUGUUGGUUUCAUGCAAGAUAUUGCGACCUGGUACCAGCGCGCCACGGGAGGCACACCGGCGACGCUUUUCGACGACUUACAGUCGGUUUCCGUCCAGAUUAUGAAGCGCUCGCUCCAAGCCGUUCCUCAAAUUGCCGACAGGGCCCACGGUGUCUACACCCGCUCCCUGGCCAGGAUGCCGCGCGACGUUGCAACCACUGCCGGUCAGAUCUCGGAGACGGGUGCACACCUGAUGAAGCGUGGCAACAUCAAGACUGAUUCGGGUAGCUUCGUCGUCUAUGGCAUCCAGCGCGCUGCCUUCAAGGCCGGAAUUGAGACCACCAACCUGUUUUUGACUGGAUUGAUGUUCUUCUGCAUCUUUGUCAUCAUUGUCGCUAUCGGCGUCGUCGUUUUCAAGGGCUUUUGCGAGCUUGCAGCCAGGCGUAACUGGACCAAGCCUGACACUUUCCUCGAGUUCCGUCAGACCUGGCUUACCGUCCUCAAGGGUAUCCUCUUCCGUGUUACACUUAUUGGUCUUCCUCAAAUGACCAUUCUCUGUCUCUGGGAGUUCACUCAGGUCGACUCGUCAGCUCUCGUGGUCCUGGCUGUCUUCUUCCUGAUCGGUAUGAUUGCCACUCUGGGAUGGGCCGCCUUCAAGGUCAUUCGGAUUGCCCGUCGUUCGGUUGCCAUGCACCGCAACCCGGCCUACAUUCUCUUUGCGGAUCCCCAGUGCCUCAACAAGUGGGGUUUCCUCUACGUCCAGUUCCGCGCAUCAGCCUACUACUUUAUCGUUCCUUUCCUGGUUUACAUCAUCAUCAAGUCCAUGUUCGUUGCUUUCGCCCAGAACAAUGGAACUGCCCAGGCCAUUGGGUUCAUUCUGAUCGAGGCUGCUGCACUCAUUACCGCUUCAGUGCUUAGACCCUGGAUGGACAAGAGCACAAACUCGUUCAACAUUUCCAUUUGUGUCAUGAACUUCCUCAACUCAAUCUUCCUCUUGAUCUUCACCGAGGUUUUCAGCCAGCCUGCAUUGGUCACGGGUGUUGUGGGCCUGAUUCUUUGGAUCUCCAACGCAGUCUUUGCCCUCGUCCUGUUGCUCAUGCUUAUUGUUACAACCACCAUUGUACUAUUCCGUAAGAACCCCGACAACCGCUACCAGGUCAUGGCCGACGACCGUACCUCGUUCAUGAAGUCGCAGACUCAACUUACUGCUACCACGGAGCUGGAUGCUCUGGCUGCCACUGCUCGUGGUGACAAGGCUGGCUACAAGAACGACCUCGAUGACGACGCCGACUCGAUCUCCUCGGCUUCAAUUCGCCGCCGCCAGGAUCCUGCCAACAUGCCGCUACCUCCUUCGACCGCCAACUCGUCGUACAAGGAGUCGGCUCCUCCCAAGUCACCGGUCGACCCGUCGGUACCUCUGUUCCCUGCGGAUGGUCGUCGUGGUCAGUAUGGCCCUGGUGGCGUGCCAAACCGUACACCGAGCCCUUACAACCCCAGUUCGUCAACAUCAAAUCUGUCAACACAUGGGGGUUACAGGCAGCAACAAAAUACCAGUCCAGGAGGAUUCAGGCCAAACACUGCGCCUAGCCCAUGGCAACGAGGUGCCGGUUACGACUAGAUGAACCAUUAGAAACCCGAGCUGAAAGUGCCGAGCUCGGCACAUGAUGAAAUGUACCAUCGGAGCGCAAAACGAGCAUCAACUACAACCGGGUUGCCUUGCAUAGUUUUCUUUUUGUUAUUUGUAAAGGGAAUGUUCAUUUUUUAUUUUGCACAACCAGUCAUGCGAGAUACCCGCCUUUGGGGUUAUUUUCACAUAUAAACAUGCAUGACAGACAGGCGUUGGAGAUGGCGGCCACCAUACGCAACUAGUCUUUUUUUUUUGUUCUUUUACUUUCACUUCCUUUGUUUACUCUGUGGCCGCGCGCGUGCUAUUUUCUAUGUUGUAUUUUCCUUUCUUUUCCAUCUACCAAAACUUGUUUAUUCCAAGUGUAACCAUCCAUCUAGAGGAUUACUAUUACCACGUGAGCAGCUCAAUGGCGGGACCCGAGGGAGUUAGGUCAGAUCGUGUGUACAUAAGCAGCAAGACACAGAAGUUGUAUUAUGAAUGGACAAGGUGGUCUUGAUAAUGGACCAGGUAGUCUUGACAUCAAUGGGUGACCCUCGGCUGGGGCUGCCACACUACCAGGGCUGAGUAACCUUCUCAACAAGCAUUAACGUUGCCUUGAUACUGACCUGGCUACUGGUGUCUUCGCCAAUCCAUGGUCUAUCAGGAG
Pyricularia grisea is the source of this 3542-nucleotide messenger RNA. RefSeq lists its product as uncharacterized. The record is from RefSeq and is a predicted model, not a curated record. Gene Ontology annotation, biological process: transmembrane transport; fungal-type cell wall biogenesis. The coding region runs from base 536 to 2887 and encodes 783 amino acids. Lineage: Eukaryota; Fungi; Ascomycota; Sordariomycetes; Magnaporthales; Pyriculariaceae. The transcript has 2 exons.